This is a messenger RNA of Brassica oleracea var. oleracea, 860 nucleotides long. RefSeq names its product NAC domain-containing protein 90-like. NCBI's taxonomy places the organism in Eukaryota, Viridiplantae, Streptophyta, Magnoliopsida, Brassicales, Brassicaceae. Gene Ontology annotation, molecular function: DNA binding. The record is from RefSeq and is a predicted model, not a curated record. Bases 18 to 722 code for a protein of 234 amino acids. The transcript has 3 exons. Gene Ontology annotation, biological process: regulation of DNA-templated transcription.
UAGCAACACAUACAACAAUGGCGAAGGAGCUUACAGUUGGGUUUCGCUUCUAUCCCACGGAAGACGAACUGAUUGCGUUCUACCUAAGAAACCAGCUCGAAGGAAGGAGUGGUGACACAAUACACCGUGUCAUCCCAGUUCUGGAUGUCUUUGAGGUCGAGCCUAGUCAUCUUCCAAAUAUUGCGGGAGAUAGAUGUCGAGGAGAUGCUGAGCAAUGGUUCUUCUUCGUGCCAAGACAAGAACGCGAAGCAAGAGGAGGCAGACCGAGCAGAACCACUGGUUCAGGGUACUGGAAAGCAACUGGAUCACCUGGUCCAGUCUUUUCGAAAGAUAACCGAAUGAUUGGAGUCAAGAAAACUAUGGUUUUCUACACUGGAAAAGCACCAACAGGAAGAAAAACAAAAUGGAAGAUGAAUGAAUACAAAGCCGUUGAUGAAACGUUCAACGUUUCCAUAGUCCCCAAGUUGAGACAUGAAUUCAGCUUAUGUCGGGUCUACGUAACAUCAGGAAACUCAAGAGCUUUUGAUAGACGCCCAAUGGGAAUUUUUCAGGCAGAGAGAAUGCUUACACGUGAUGUUGCAGUUGGUGAGAGAUCAGUUCGCGUGGAAAGCUCACCAGAAGCUUCGAUGUCAGGAGGACAUGGUUAUCUCUUUGUGAAUGGUGAGAUGGUCGAUGGUUUAACUGAACCAAUUUGGGAAUGGGAACAGCUGAGUUGGCCUUGAAGCUUGCGAGAUUCAUAAUCAAGUAAAUUGAAGUUACGUACUGAUUUUUUUUUUGUCACAAAAAAAGUUACGUACAUUAUUACGUAGUUGAAUUUAUGACCAGAAAGAUUAUUUUUUUGAGCAAUAAUUUGAGCAAGA